UUCUCAUCCCAAAUCCCCCAUUAUCUCUUUCUCUCUCAUCUUUCUCACCAUGAAUGAUCUUACCUUAGAAUACGUUUCUUCCUUCUUAUUCAAACAAGAAUCAUUUCCAAAUUUCCCGUUUUUAAUUUACAACAAUGAUCCUACUUUCAACUAUAAUCUUUAUCAAUAUGAUUCAUUAUCAUCACCUUAUUAUUUCUCUACUUUGAUACCAUCAUUUUCACGAAACGUUUCUUUUGAUUUGCCACAUUGCCGAAGCAAAGAGAGGGAGACCCCUCCUCCUUCUCCUCCGCCGCCGCCGCCACCGCCACCGUCGUCCGCUGUCCUUGAAGGAAUUGCCGCUGUCGUUGGGCAACACGUACUCUUUGGAACAACCGCCACCACCACCACCACCCCAACAACAACAGCAUGCAAAGAAAACAAGGAGGUUGAAGUUUCGAAUCCUUGCCCUACUAUCACGAAACGUUUCGAAACUGGAAACGUAAAAACUACCAUUUCGACAAAAGCCUCAAACCCCACUAACCAGAAAACGGCGAAACGUUUCGAAACGGCGGCGCUAGGAGUGGAGAAGAAGUACAGAGGAGUAAGAAAGCGGCCGUGGGGAAGGUGGUCAGCGGAGAUAAGGGACCGAGUAGGGCAGUGCCGCCAUUGGCUCGGCACGUUCGACACACCUGAAGAAGCGGCGCGUGCAUACGACGCAGCAGCAAGGCGGUUGAGAGGAUCAAAGGCGAAAACCAACUUCCAAAUCCCGUCGGUGGUCCCCACGACAACAAUGUCGCCGACAUCCUCGUCCUCGUCUUCCUCGUACGAGUUAAUUAAGAAUAAUCCAAAAACGACGACGCAUAAGAAAAAGUGUCAAGUGGUAACAUCCAUGUCUCAACUUGUUACUAAAAAUAGGUUAAUGGAGCUUGACUUGAAAUUGGGAGUACAUAUAUAAUUAGAAAGUACUCCAUUGUUUUUUUCUCUCUAAUUAGGGAUGCAUGGGUUAGUUAAUUCGGUUUACGGAGUAUUAAAUAGAUUAGUACAUGGUUAAUUAAGUAGUAGGAGAAGAUGGGUUUUGAUCUUGGAGAUUUUGUUUUUAAUACGAAUCCUUGAUUAAAUUAGUCACUAAUUAUUUACGGAGUCCUAAUAAAUUAGUAAUUUUGUUUUGUUGAAAUUUGAAGAGAACAAAAAAAGAGCAUUAUGUAUUUAUGUGUUAAUGUGUUGGAAGUCGUGGAGGUUGAGAAAUGAUAUUAAAAAAAUACGUAUCUUAAUUAAGGAGACAUUGGUUUUGUUUUUAUUUUCAUUUUGGAGUUGUGAGUAUGUAGAAUCAUUCUUGUGAUUAUAAUUGGAAUCUUGGUCCAA
Spinacia oleracea (spinach) is the source of this 1341-nucleotide messenger RNA. Its product is annotated as ethylene-responsive transcription factor ERF084-like. Gene Ontology annotation, biological process: regulation of DNA-templated transcription. The transcript has a single exon. Lineage: Eukaryota; Viridiplantae; Streptophyta; Magnoliopsida; Caryophyllales; Amaranthaceae. Bases 50 to 934 code for a protein of 294 amino acids. The record is from RefSeq and is a predicted model, not a curated record. Gene Ontology annotation, molecular function: DNA-binding transcription factor activity; DNA binding.